AUGGUGCGAGAGAUAUGGUGGCAACAGCGCCGUCACCCAGAAAGGGGCAUCGCCAUGCAGAGACCAAGCGGAGAAGGUUUCGAGAAAUGUAAAGAGUCUUCGUCGCCUCGGGCUCUGCCUGCGAGCACCACGGUUUCUCCUGCGCUUCGCUCCAAGUCAUCGGGUGCAAAGCGUGAGGACGCCAAGUCCGGCAGUGAGGGAAGUGAACACGGAGGAGAGGGGAGAGACGGUGCGCCCGAAGGAGGAUGGAACGAAGAGGGAAAUGGAGCCCUCUCGGUCCCUUUGAUUCCUCGCCACUGCCGAGCCCCUGAGGCUGCAGCUUACACAGCUCGCCUCGCUGACCUGGAACAGCUGCUCAGCCGGCAGGGCGCCUUGCACUGCCGCCUCGCCCUCCAGUGUCUGUACACCGGUGCGGAGGCUUCCAGUUCCCCUGCGAAGGAGGGCGGGGAAGAGCGCGGUGGAUCCCUUUGGUGUCAGCCAUCUGCUCAGAGCCAGAAGGGGCUGCCUUCCCGAGAGCAGGCCUUGAUGUGCGCAUAUCGGAGUGGAGCCGAGACGAAGGAGCAGCGUUUCAGCCGGUAUCGCGCAGAAAUGAGACGGCUCUGGGUUGCGCGGGAACAAGACGUCUUCCGUUUUCUACGGCAGUGCUGCACUGUACAGGGUCUCAAUCGGAUCCCGUCUGUUUGGUCUCCCGCGCGUUCGUCCCCGCCGUCUCCCGCCGCUCGUCGAUUGGCUGCUGCGGUCGAGGUCUGUGCCGACACCCCGAAGUCGAGUGUUGCUUGGUCGCCAGCUGCGCGCGCCGCGGAGGCCGCAGAGAACCCGGCUGACGCGGAACAGACAGACAGACCAGAGCGAGGCGGGGAGACGCGGCGAGAAGCUCGCAUGCGGCGAAGCGUCGCGAAAGUGUGCGGGCAGGGAUCUCCAGGAACCCCCGUCGAAGUGCCAGGCGAAUCGGACUCGCAGGCGACGCGUGCAGGAGACAGCGGUCGUGAGCACGGAGAACACGUCGAGAAGGCGAAAAAGGGAGAGGAAGAAGAGGCAGGAAGGCAGACUGAACUUUCCAGGAAAGCGACUGAGAUCGGCCCAGCACAGCCGGCCUCAGCGUCGACUCUAAUGACCAGACGAGGAGUCGCAUUCUACCAAGACCUUCUCCAAACCAAUCUGCAUGUCGCCGCCCAGGCCGCCGACGUGAGCGAGACAGCGACGUGCGCAGCUGCGCUGCUGCGCCAAGUGCCCCAGGACAUCCGUUCGUGGCGGAGCGAAGGCGAGAAGGGCGCGGAUCCCCAGCGGGAUAGGGCGGAGGCCCGACCGAGCAAGUUGCGCAGCGACGGCCACGGCCGAGACCGAUGCUUUGAACGAGAGCGAGACUCUCCUGGGAUGGCUGCGGGCAAAGACACCUCAACUGACGAAAGUGGAGAAGAGGGAAGAGAACAACGCAGCGGCGAAGACACAUUUGGGCGGCGCGGGAGUCACCGCAACACGCCACGAAGACGAGAAGCUGGUGUACCUUCCGAACAGGAUCCUCCUCGUUCCUCGUCUGGCAACGGUGCGGCGCCGCAACGGAAACACGCAGAACCGAAGCGAGAUGAGGAGGUACAUGAGGGCGCGGAUGAGACUAGACGACGGCUGGCCCUUCUGGAGGCUGCGUGUUGCCGUUUGUUUCUUGUCUGCGUGCGGGCCGCGACAAAACCCAUCGUUUCUUCCCAUUUGCCGUCCUGUUUCGGAGGGUCGUCCUCGAUUGGAACAAACACCGCAAUCGUGGAGUGUUUGAGCGUUGUCCGACGGCUCUUCGAACACGUAGGCGUCCCGCGGGAGGAGACCGGAAACCGGUCGAAGGGUGACAAAAACGGAAACGGCCAUGAGGAACAGGAAGCAAGGAACGUGUCUGUGGGAGAGCGGGAGCUGUCGUGGUGUAGCUGGCUUAUGAAAUUCUCUGGGGAGGCGAAAACGAAAGGAGCCGGGGAAUCGCGAAAUCUUCGAGAAAGGUCACCUCCGUUCUCCUCCGUAGUGAAGGUCGUGAAGGAGGUGUGCAGAGAGCUGCGACUUGGAAACUGGGCUCGUGUCCUCAAGGUGUACGUACACCUCAAAAGCCUCGCAGUGGCGUUGUUGAGCCGAGGGAAAAGUCCGAACCCACGUCUCGGGACGGCCAAUGCCAGGGCUUCUUCCGCUUCUUCCCGUAGAGAACCACUAGCAGAAACUGAGGACAUGGACGAGAAGGAAACUGUCGACAGCAGCGGAAAUAGUCGCUACUGGUGUGCUGUUCCCAACGAGUUCUGCGUAGGAGCCAGCGCUGAAUUGCUCCUAACUACACUGUUCCUGCUGGAAGUGUUUGUGAGUGACCUCCGCGUCGCAGCAGGGGAGGUGUUCGUUAACGUGGCAUCGCGACAAAGCGGCCUGGCGGAAAAGGGACAUAGGCUGAAAGAGAUGCUGCGAAGCUUCCCGGUUGGACCUGCAGGAGCCGCCAUGGCUGUCGGGAAUGCUCGGCAGUUGCCUAGCUCCGCUGAAAAGGACGGGGCGGCAUCAAUUAAACGCGUGCAAAUCAAACGAAGCAGCCUCAGUUCUCCUUUCGUCCCGUCCUUCUCUCCUCUGAACGCGUUUGUUCACUCCCUGCCUACGUCUAUACAGCGUUCGCUACAAAGCGAUGCUUGGCUCAAAGAAGCAAAGGCGGACGCCGACGCGGCUGCGCGUGUGGUGCUCGAGGAGAGGCACUCUGCACCCUUUCCGAGAGAUAAAACACCACGAACAGAAAGGAAUGGAAAUGCACGUCUUUUACAGUUGAAGGCCCUCGACGAUCUGCAUAUUCAAAGUACCUCAAAAAAGAAAACGGACUAG
Neospora caninum is the source of this 2829-nucleotide messenger RNA. RefSeq lists its product as hypothetical. The transcript is spliced from 2 exons. Bases 1 to 2829 code for a protein of 942 amino acids. NCBI's taxonomy places the organism in Eukaryota, Apicomplexa, Conoidasida, Eucoccidiorida, Sarcocystidae. The record is from RefSeq and is a predicted model, not a curated record.